Molecule: messenger RNA, 876 nt
Organism: Capronia coronata CBS 617.96
Lineage: Eukaryota; Fungi; Ascomycota; Eurotiomycetes; Chaetothyriales; Herpotrichiellaceae
Product: exosome complex component RRP45
Exons: 3
Coding region: 1-876 (291 amino acids)
Biological process (GO): exonucleolytic trimming to generate mature 3'-end of 5.8S rRNA from tricistronic rRNA transcript (SSU-rRNA, 5.8S rRNA, LSU-rRNA); nuclear mRNA surveillance; nuclear polyadenylation-dependent rRNA catabolic process
Cellular component (GO): nuclear exosome (RNase complex); cytoplasmic exosome (RNase complex)
Source: RefSeq, a predicted model, not a curated record
AUGCCUCGUGAGGUGGACAUAUCGAACAUUGAGAGGAACUUCAUCCUCCAAGCUCUGGAACAGGAUGUCCGCGUCGAUGGUCGGCGCCUGGAUCAAUUCAGAGACCUUGACCUAGAGUUUGGGCUUGAGUAUGGAACAACAACCCUGCGUCUAGGCAAAACAAGAGUCCAUGUCCAGAUAUCGGCGGAAGUGACGAAGCCCCUGGAAGAACGCAAGUUCGAGGGCAUCUUUACUAUCGUGACCGAACUCAGUCCUAUCGCGUCUCCUGCGUAUGAAGUUGGCAGGUUCACUGAGCAGGAGGUGAUCCUCUCGCGAUUACUGGAAAAAGCCAUACGUCGAUCCAACGCGCUCGACACGGAAUCAUUAUGCAUUAUUGCAGGAGCCAAGUGCUGGUCUAUCAGAGCCGACGUCCAUGUCUUGGACUCUGACGGCGGAUUGAUUGAUGCCUCUUGCAUUGCCAUUGUCGCAGCAUUGCGACACUUUCGACGACCCGAUGUGUCGGUUGAUGGAGAGAAUGUGACCAUCUACACCAUGGCCGAACGAGUUCCCGUACCAUUGAGUAUGAUGCACAAUCCAGUGUGUAUCACUUUCAGCUUCUACCACGACGGAGAGACCGUGUUGUUGGAUGCAACGCGCAGUGAAGAACAGGUCCGGGAGGCAGAAAUGGUUCUUACGGUCAACGACUUCGAAUUGUGUCAGGUCGCGAAAUUGGGCGGGAACGCCAUUGAUGCCUUGGUCCUUCUCAAAUGUACUAGUACAGCCUUGGCCAAAGGAAAAGAAAUCAACGGCUUUGUGGCAAAGAAGCUGGCGGAGGAUGCGACUAAACGCGAUAUUGGCGGUUUGAUAGCUGAAUUACGCGCUGAGAAUGAGAGAUGA